Sinocyclocheilus rhinocerous is the source of this 1706-nucleotide messenger RNA. RefSeq lists its product as uncharacterized. NCBI's taxonomy places the organism in Eukaryota, Metazoa, Chordata, Actinopteri, Cypriniformes, Cyprinidae. The transcript has 14 exons. The record is from RefSeq and is a predicted model, not a curated record. The annotation marks the transcript as partial.
CGAAGAUGGAGUGUCCAAGUGUAUGGCCUUAAUCCAAGACCUGCUGAAGGAAAUCCAGGAGCUCAAAGAGUCCAGAGACGAUCUGAGACAGGAAGUUAAUGCUCUGAACGGUCAGCUCAGCCAGCUGAACAUGAAAGAGUUGGUGGACCGUAUCAUUGCUAUGGAGCAUUAUUGCCACCAAGUGGAAGAUCUGGACAACACUACAAAAGAGCUGAAGGACAAGAUGGCCCAGUACCCUGUUCCAGAGGAGCUCACGCAGUGUGUCACAUGGGAAGUGAUGCAAGCUGCGCUCAUCAGCGAGAGGCAGAAGAUUCAGGAGGCACGUCCAGCUGGGUUGCAGGACACCCUCUCCGCCGCUGAAAACAUUGCACCCGUUCACCCUUUGAACCUGGGUACCCCGUUCAAAGACGACAGAGCGGGUACUGGUGGCACAACUGGUGUAGAUCUCUCUCGUCGGGUUUCUCCUCCCCAGCAGUCACUGUCUGACGGGGCUCUGUGCACUGUGACGGACCGCCGACUGUCCCGGGUCAGCAUUUGGGCCGAGCGCUACCCGGAGACCGUAGAGGCUCUGAUGGAGGUGGGCAGGCUGAGAGACAGGCACGAGAGUCUGGAGGCCCGUGUGGGGCAGCUGGAGGCAAACAAGGCUGAUCAGACCCAGUUUCAACAUCUGCGUGAUCUUUUCACUGCCAUGGAAGAGAGGCAGAUUCCUGACCAUGUCCCGGAGCAGCUGAAUCAUCUGAGGACUCUUGUGGACAGUCUUCUAGCAGAUAAAGAGAAGAACACUGAUCUGGUGAGUGAAGUAGAGGCAGCCAUACUGCAGCUGCAGUCCAAGUGUGAGAAACUCCACAGAACAUCCAACCACCUGACCGAGGAACACGGCAAGAAACAGACACACAUCGAUCAUCUGUUCAAGAUUGUGGAGGAACUGGAUGAAAAGAAAGCUGACAAGGAAGUGGUGGAAAUGGAGAUUGAAAUCAAAGCUGACAAACGGGCUCUGGAGAGCAAGGUGAGCCGCAUGCAGUUCGACAGCAUGACAGAGCAGCUCAAUAACGUGUUACAGGAUCUGCUGAGUAAGAUCGGCGGUCAGGAGCAGGACUGGAACAAGGUCAUCGAGAAGAUCUCCACUGAGAUGGACUGCAAGUUGAACCGGAUUGAGCUGGAUCCUCUGAAGAAACAGCUCGAUGAUCGCUGGAGGACCAUCCAUAAGCAUCUGCAGACACCUCCGAUCCCCGAGCAGGACGACGCCGCUGGACUCAGGAAACAGUUAGUGGCCCGGUUUCACUGCAUCUCCUGUGACCGUCCAGUGGAUAUGAUGACACCAGGACAGCACUUGGUGACUCUGCCCUCUGCCCCAGGACUGCCCUCUCACAAGUCCAGCCGGCCCUACACUGUGUAUGAGCUGGAGCAGGUGCGACAGCACUGCAGGAGUGAGAGGAUCCCAGAAAUGGCCGAUUACAGUUACCUGGCCCGUAGCUGUGGGGGCAGCCACACCCUCACCUACCCCGGCCGCCGCUACACCCGCCUUCAGCACAUCACCCACCUGAUCCAGAACGAAGAGGACAGUCGGCCCGUGUCCUCUGGACCACCCGCACAGGCAGCGGAGGUGGACAUCUUAGGUUUGGAUGGACAGGUCUACAAGGGCCGAAUGAGCAGCAGAACAGUGAGGCUCUCCGAGACCAGAUUUCCCACCAUCUCUCCUCGAGAAG